Dictyostelium discoideum AX4 is the source of this 1413-nucleotide messenger RNA. RefSeq names its product DNA polymerase alpha primase subunit (gene polA3). The transcript has 3 exons. NCBI's taxonomy places the organism in Eukaryota, Evosea, Eumycetozoa, Dictyosteliales, Dictyosteliaceae. The record is from RefSeq and is a predicted model, not a curated record. Bases 1 to 1413 code for a protein of 470 amino acids.
AUGUUAAGAGCAGGUAAAAAAACAAAUAGCCAAACAUCUACAUCAAAUGAUGCUUGUAGUUUAUUAUAUAUAAAUGUUCCAGAUUUCAAUUGCAAUAUGUCGCAAAUUGAAAACUAUUGUAUAGAUAGAUUUAAUUUAUUAAAUGAGGUAUCAAAAUUAAAAGAUACACUUUCAGCACAAAAAUCCAAUACAAGUAAGGAUAAUGAAGAUUUUCGUAAUUUAUCAAGCAGAUUUUUAGGCUCAACUAAAGAUGAACAAUUUAAGAUUAAAGAUGAAUUAUCACAUUAUUGUCUUAGAUUGGCAAUGUGUGACUCGACUGAUAGGAAUUGGUUUAUCACAACAGAGUCAAUAUUAUUAGCAAAUAGAUUAAAUCAAUCAGAUUUAACAACAAUAAUAUCAUCAUUCAAAGGAUUUGGUUGGUCACCAGUUUCACAAGAAGAAUAUGAACAAUAUCAAGAUGAUUUAGGUUAUUUAGUAAAGAAGGCAAAUUUAAAUUUAAAUGAAGUAAAUAAUACUCAUUUCUAUAAAUUACCAUUUCAAGAUAUACCAAAAUUAAUUGAUACAAAGAAAGCAAUUAUUAUUAAAGGUGAAGCAUAUAUAUAUAUUUCAAAUUUUAAAGAUAUGGUUAUACAUACAUUUAAAAACUAUAUGAACUUUGCAUUGGAUCGUAUUAAAGCCGAUAAAACUCGUAUAAAAGAAGAGUUUCCAGAGUUAAUUCAAUUCUUUACAACCUUACCAAAAGCAGGUGAUGGUACAAAUAAACCACAACUUGGAAAUACCAAACAUAUUAGAAAGGAAGAUGUAUCACCAUUAUCAAAGACAUCUUUCCCAAUGUGUAUGAGGGUAAUGUAUGAUUCAUUGGUUGAGACUAGUUCACUUAAAUAUGAAGGUCGUUUACAAUUUGGAACUUUUUUAAAGGGUAUUGGUUUACCCUAUGAUGAAGCUAUCAACUUUUGGAGAAUUGCCUUCUCAAAGAGAGUUUCAAACACUGAUUUCGAUAAGGAAUAUCUUUAUAACAUUCGUCAUAACUAUGGGUUAGAAGGUAAAUCCACAAAUUAUUCACCAUACUCUUGUCCUAGAAUCAUCUCAAAAUCACCUCACAAUGGUGAUAAACUAGUUCAUGGUUGUCCUUAUAUACAAAGUUUAGAGAGAUUGGAACAAAAACUCUUGGAUUUAGGUAUUGAUGAUUUCCAAAGAAUUCAAAUCCUUGAAGCAACCAAAACUUCUCCAAAUGUAGCUUGUACAAAACAUUUCAAUUUUCUUCAUCCAAAUAAUACUUUAACAAAAUUAAUUAAUCAUCCAAAUCAAUUCUAUGAUCAAAGUAUGGAAUAUUAUAAAACUUUAGAAGAAAAGAAAUCUGCAAAACAAUCAAACAAUAAAGAAAAUGAAAAUCAAUCAAUUGAUGAAAAAUAA